AUGCAAAUAAUAAGUUCAUCGCAAAACAGUGAAAUGGGUGUUCAUAAAACUGCGGAACACGAAAGCGGUUAUUUCGAAGAUGACGACGAAGAAGAGGAAGAGGAGGAGGAGGAAAAGGACGAGGGAGGGAAUCCCGCUCAAUUGACUCCGGAGCAAAUAAGAGCGGCGAAUGAUGUCGUGGCAGCAGUAGAGUCUGGAACGCGCGGACACCGCAACGGACUUUCCCGAACGGACUCGAACGAGAAAAACGGUUCGCGUUUUUCACCCGUUUGCCUCGACGACGAUUGUUGGUGUUUCGAAGGUAGAGCGGGACACAAAGGUAGGAAAAAAAAAACAAACAUUUAA
Messenger RNA from Pediculus humanus corporis (human body louse), 345 nucleotides. RefSeq lists its product as uncharacterized. NCBI's taxonomy places the organism in Eukaryota, Metazoa, Arthropoda, Insecta, Psocodea, Pediculidae. The record is from RefSeq and is a predicted model, not a curated record. The transcript has a single exon. The coding region runs from base 1 to 345 and encodes 114 amino acids.